Anisakis simplex (herring worm) is the source of this 348-nucleotide messenger RNA. The record is from the annotation of a GenBank genome assembly. Lineage: Eukaryota; Metazoa; Nematoda; Chromadorea; Rhabditida; Anisakidae.
UUGAGGUGUGGUCAUUGUAAGCGUUUAGCACCAGAAUAUGAGAAGGCUGCAACGAAACUAAAAACCAACGAUCCACCAGUGGGGCUUGCAAAGGUGGAUUGUACAGCCGAGACAAAAACUUGUGGUAAAUAUGGUGUUAGCGGUUUUCCAACGUUGAAAAUCUUCCGAAAUGGCGUGUUCGCACAAGACUAUGACGGACCACGAGAAGCGGAAGGUAUUGUCAAGUACAUGCGAGGACAAGCUGGACCCUCAGCAGUGGAAUUGAAGAGUUAUGAGCAAUUUGAGAAGUUCGUCGAUACUGAUGAAAUGAGUGUCGUUGGUGAGUCGUCUUCAGUGUUUAUUUCGUGA